AUGAAAUUUCCUCCUUCGCCACCUACAAUUUCCAUUCGACCGAUGUUUUUUAUUUUUAAGAUCUUAUUCUAUUUUUAAGUUUUAGCUACGUUGCUCAGCCUCCAGCUCUUUCGCCGAAUAUUCUCCCAGUCACAACGAAUUUCUUAAAGUCUAAGGUUUCCUCAAGUUUCAUACAAAGCAAAAACCCAAAGAAUCGCUUAGAUUUCAAAAAUCCGCCAAUGGAUGGAGCUUUUCCAAAAGCAAAUGCUAUUGACUACAACUACUACGACUACUACAACUGAAGCUCCGAUUUUCGACCCAUUUUCGGAGCCUCUCAAUGACCUCAAUGAAGAUUCUUCGCUACUGAGUUCAACCUUAUAUCGUCUGGGGAGGAAGAUAUUCGGCAGAUAUUAUCAAAAACUUCGUGAGUUUAUAAAAUCCUGAAAGAAAAAAAUAAAUAAAUAGUUUCAGGGGCGGAGUUGACCCGACUGGACCGUUUCGAGUGCCUCUGCGACGGAAAACUUCUCGACGUUCUCAAAGCGAAGACUUUUAUUAACAUCAACAUUGCACAUGACUGA
Messenger RNA from Caenorhabditis auriculariae, 557 nucleotides. NCBI's taxonomy places the organism in Eukaryota, Metazoa, Nematoda, Chromadorea, Rhabditida, Rhabditidae. The record is from the annotation of a GenBank genome assembly.